AUGAAAAAUUUGGAAUUAAGAAAUGUAAGAGAAGAAAUAGUAUGCUUCAUUUGUUCACAGGAACUUCAUUUGUUCGAUAUCGCUGCAUUACGUUGCGGUCAUACAUUUCACCCUCAAUGCGUUUUACUACUGGUUAACAUUUUUAAGAAAUGCCCAGUAUGUAAGAAGCAAGCUCAAGAAGAUAGCAUUAUUCCGCGCUUAUUUCUUGAGAUCGGUGAUAAAGAUGUCGAAAACACAACCACCAGUGAUAACAAAAAUGAAGAACUAUUAACCGAGGAGACUUUGAAUAAUUUAAACCAAAUGGAAAUGCAAGUGAGACUUGCUUCUCUACAGAUAGAGCAUAAUAUAGCAUCAAUUGAAAUGUUGAAGAAAGGAAUUGAAAAAUGUUUGGAAAUUUACGAAAAGAGAAACGUUUGA
Messenger RNA from Cercopithifilaria johnstoni, 417 nucleotides. The record is from the annotation of a GenBank genome assembly. Lineage: Eukaryota; Metazoa; Nematoda; Chromadorea; Rhabditida; Onchocercidae.